UAUUAUUCUUCAGCACAAAAACAAUGGUGUCUCUAAGCCCUUUCUUCUUUCCAGUAUUUCUCUUCCUGCUGUCAGCUUCCAUGGCAGCUUCAGCUUCAAUCCAAGAACAAUUCACCCAAUGCCUCUCUCUUAACUCUAAGAUGCCAAUUCCAUUCGCCACGGCUUUUUUCACCCCAGACAAUACUUCGUUUACAACAGCCCUUGAAUCCACUGCUCAAAACCUCCGGUACUUGCUCCCUUCAGCGCCAAAGCCUGCGUUCAUCUUCCUGCCGGCGCGUGAAUCCGAAGUUCAAGCGGCGGUAAUUUGUUCCAAGAAGCUCGGAAUACAUCUCAGAGUCCGCAGCGGCGGCCACGACUACGAGGGCCUGUCUUAUGUAUCAGAAAUCGAGUCGCCUUUCUUCAUUGUCGACCUGGCAAAGCUUAGAUCCGUCAACGUUGAUAUAAAAGAUGGUAGCGCGUGGAUUCAAGCUGGUGCCACUAUUGGUGAAGUUUACUAUAGAAUUUCUGAGAAAAGCCAAAUCCAUGGCUUCCCGGCCGGUCUCUGCAGCAGCUUAGGCGUUGGCGGGCACAUUACCGGAGGCGCGUACGGUUCCUUGAUGAGAAAAUAUGGCCUUGGUGCUGACAAUGUCGUCGAUGCUCGGAUUGUUGAUGCUAAUGGCAGGAUUCUUAACCGGAAAGCCAUGGGAGAAGAUCAUUUUUGGGCUAUUAGAGGUGGGGGAGGAGCAAGUUUUGGAAUCAUCCUUUGGUGGAAGAUAAAGCUGGUUCCUGUUCCCCCAACCGUGACAGUUUUCACCGUCACUAAGAAUUUGACCGAAAGCGCAACAAAGAUCCUCUACAAAUGGCAACAAGUUACCGCUAAUCUUGAUGAGAAUCUUUUUAUCAGAGUCAUCAUUCAACCGGCAAACUCUGGUGUUAAAGGUGGAAGAACAGUAACAACUUCUUAUAAUGCUCUGUUUCUUGGCGGUGCUGACAGUCUCCUCCAAGUUAUGCAAAAAAGCUUCCCGGAAUUGGGUUUGACGCAAAAAGAUUGUACGGAAACUAGCUGGAUUAACUCCGUUCUUUACAUUGCCGGAUACCCGAGUGGAACAGCUCCUGAAAUUCUUCUCCAAGGGAAAUCCCUGUUCAAGAACUAUUUCAAAGCAAAAUCGGACUUUGUCAGACAGCCGAUACCGGAGACAGCGCUGGAGGGGCUCUGGAAAAGGCUACUGAAAGAAAACAGCCCGUUGACGAUAUGGACUCCGUACGGGGGAAUGAUGAGCAGGAUUCCAGAGUCUGCGAUUCCAUUUCCUCACAGAAACGGAACGUUGUUCCAAAUCCAGUGGCUAAGCUUGUGGGAAGAUCAGAAGGAGAAUGCAGAGCUGCAUAUGAACUGGAUCAGGAGGCUUUACCGUUACAUGUGUCCUUAUGUUUCGGGGCGUCCGAGGGAAGCGUACGUGAAUUACAGGGAUCUUGAUCUGGGGAGGAACAAGAACAAAAACGCCAGCUCCGUAAAUGCAAGUGUUUGGGGCAGCAAGUACUUCAAGAAUAACUUCGACAGACUGGUGAGAGUGAAGACUGAAGUUGAUCCAGAUAACUUCUUCAGGCAUGAACAGAGCAUCCCACCUCUUCCACACGUGAAGUGACAGUCUUCAUUACAACGCACCUCUCUGUUUCUCUCUCUCUCUCUCUCUCUUUUUUGUUUUUGUUUUUUUGUUUUUUUUUGUGUUUCUCUCUCUCUCUCUCUCUCUCUUCUUUGUUGGAAGACAUAAAUGACAAAGUUUGUAAUGUUUUAUUAGUCUAAACUUUUGUUGAAUUAAUGA
Molecule: messenger RNA, 1799 nt
Organism: Alnus glutinosa
Lineage: Eukaryota; Viridiplantae; Streptophyta; Magnoliopsida; Fagales; Betulaceae
Product: monolignol oxidoreductase AtBBE-like 15
Exons: 1
Coding region: 24-1622 (532 amino acids)
Molecular function (GO): FAD binding; oxidoreductase activity
Source: RefSeq, a predicted model, not a curated record